UUCUGCACAUAUUAUUACUCAUUAAUUACUUCUGUUUAAAUAAUUCCUUCAAUAUUCAUCUAAAAAGGUUACAUUUCUUUGUUUUAAAAAGUGACUAGAACUACAGUGUUCACUUUCUUAUAAUGUUAAAGAGCUCUUAUUCAGUCAUUUUUUAUUUCUAGAAGAGGAUGCUCAUAAAUCAAGGACAUUACUUCCUGAUUAAUAAACAGCAGAUAUAUUCAGUGAAAGCAUUUCCUGCAGUAUUUGAUAAGAAGUUAAAUAUGUCUCUCUCUUAUGAAUUCUACUGUAUGUAUUACCAUGAAGUGUCUGCAGAGGGCGCCAGAGGUCUGUUUUUUAGAUUUUAUUUUAUUGUUUACUUGUUAUCAAUAACCAAUAAUUAUAACAAAAAAAUAAUAUUCUAUUUAACGCCAAUUUUUGAAAGCUUUUUGCCCAUGGCACAUCCUCACAUCAAAUAUUUUGGAUUAUUACAGAAAAUAAAUAUCGUGGCAAACAAACAUUUCUGAUACUGCAAAAUAAGACUGAAAAGGACACAAAACAACUACAAAUGACUCAAGAUUAGAACAAAGAUUCAACACGAUUAAUAGACAUAACAAGACUAUAAAGGGAAGUUAAACAACAAAACAACCAACUGGGUGCAAAACGACUUGAAACAUCACAAAUACAAAUAAUUGACUACAGGCGAUCUAAAACAACAAAGUAGAAACGUUAAAUAGAUUCAAAGUGACCCCAAAGUAAAUGGGCACAUUUCUACAACAUCUGUAAUUCUUUCAAACUGAAGUAGAAAAACAUGUGAACUUUGAACUCUUGAUCUGGUCAUUUGCACAAAUAACAAGAGGUGUGAUUGAACCAAAAACGUUAAGCCAAAAAUAGCAAUUCCAACAACUAUGUGAUACCAAAUGUGACACUUCAGUCUCAUUCCUGAGUUGAUUUCCGCUGAUUUCCUUUCAGGUUUCAGCGCUUCCUUCUGUCUCCUCCUGAGUUUUAAAAAUGUGGCUCCUGGUUGUUUCCGCCCCGCUGCUUCCCGCCAUCUUCAUGGUGUCCAGGCGUUAUCGAGUCAAAGUUUCCGCGCUGUGCCACCGAGCCCUUGCCUGGGCUCUGAGGCUGCUGAGAGGGAGAGUGUGUGUGAAGAGCACCCACGCCUUCGUCUUCUCCAGAUGCACCCAUGGCAAAGCUGACAGCGUCCUGCAGACCUAUGACCUCUACGCCGACACACACCCCUCACUCUGCAUCAGCCCACACAUGAGUGGGGUGUUGGAGGAGGUGGUGCAGAGGGUCCGCCCCCCCCUGGUGUUGGAGCUGGGGAUGCACUGUGGGUACAGCUCUGUGCGCCUGCUGCGUCUGCUGCCCCCUGCUGGCAGACUGUUCACAGUGGAGCUGGACCCCCUCACUGCAGAGCUGGGGGAGGAAAUCAUUCUGGUGUCUGGCUUCAAACACUCCCAGUUCCAGGUGUUGACUUCUAGCUCAGCUGAGGCCAUACACACGUUGCCUUCUUUGCUCACUGAUCUUGAUGAAGGGAGCAGUGAGGGCUUCAGUCUGGUGCUGAUGGACCACGACCCCCAGCAGUACCUCCCUGACCUGCUGUCUCUGGAGAGAGAGGAGCUCCUCCGCCCCUCCGGCUGCUCCGUCCUCCUGAUCCACAGGAAGCAAAGAGAUCUCAGAGAAAUCCUGGAUCACAUGAGAGCGAGGCCCGACUGCUACUGCAUCAAAUCAGAGCGCCAGGGUGUGACGGAGAUCUUCUGCCAGAAGGGAAGCACAGGGUUAGAUAGGUGAUACAACAUGUACAUAUGGAAGUGAGGGCUUUUGGUUUGUGUGGACUAGAUCAACCAACAGUGUUAAACUUCAUUAUAUUACCAUAAAAUGCAUAAGGUCAAAUAAUUAAAGGAACGGACAUGAACUGCUUUCUAGAAUUAGUCAAACUGUUGUUGUUUUUCGUUGGUUGACAAUUAAAAAUGCUUUAUUUAUAUGAUGUGUAUUACAAUAUUUGUAUGUGUAACGGAGUUAAAAAUGUGUAGACAUAAUUAUUAGUUAUAAAUUACGAUUUAUAAUAGGUUGUGAAUUUUAUUUUUAUGAGAUUGUUUCCUUUUGAUAUUUUUGAGUUAUGUUUCUGGUGGGAACACUUUCCCGUUGCACAUCUUUUCCCAUUUCCUGUAUGUCAUUUCCGCUUUCCCCUCACAUUGAAGUGAUCACUGCUGAGGGUAAGCUGUGCUAGGAAUUGUGUUAUAGUUAAUUACAAUUUUGUGUGGUAAACCGGCUAUUUAAAUUUAUGAAAGUGACAUAAAUGCCAGAAAAGACA
Gymnodraco acuticeps is the source of this 2293-nucleotide messenger RNA. RefSeq names its product transmembrane O-methyltransferase homolog. Lineage: Eukaryota; Metazoa; Chordata; Actinopteri; Perciformes; Bathydraconidae. Gene Ontology annotation, molecular function: catechol O-methyltransferase activity. The record is from RefSeq and is a predicted model, not a curated record. The transcript is spliced from 3 exons. The coding region runs from base 988 to 1770 and encodes 260 amino acids. Gene Ontology annotation, biological process: dopamine metabolic process; catecholamine catabolic process; developmental process.